Messenger RNA from Dromiciops gliroides (monito del monte), 867 nucleotides. RefSeq names its product growth arrest-specific protein 1-like. The coding region runs from base 1 to 867 and encodes 288 amino acids. The record is from RefSeq and is a predicted model, not a curated record. NCBI's taxonomy places the organism in Eukaryota, Metazoa, Chordata, Mammalia, Microbiotheria, Microbiotheriidae. The transcript has a single exon. Gene Ontology annotation, biological process: regulation of cell cycle.
AUGAGGCCAGCGCGGGGCCGAGGGAACAGCGGCGGCGGGCCAGCGCUCCCGCCCCCUCGCCCGCUCCCGCUCCUGCUCCUGCUCCUGUUCCUGCCGUCGCUGCGGGCCGACGUGGCCGCCCCGGCGCCCGGGGAGCCGUGCUGGGAGGCGCUGCUGCGCUGCCAGGGGGAGCCGGCGUGCGGCUCGGCCUACGGCCAGAGCCAGGCGGCGUGCCAGCCGGUGCUGGGGGGCGCGGGCGGCUGCCCCAGCCACUGCGUGGCAGCGCUGCUGCAGCUCAACGGCACGCGGCGCGGGCCGGCCCUGGAGCGCUGCGAGUGCGGGCCCGACGUGCGCUGCCGCCGCCUCAAGGCGGCCCUGGAGCCGUGCCUGCCGCGGCCUGCGCGCGGGGGCCUGGGCUGCACGGCCGCCCGGCGCCGCUGCCAGGCCGAGCCCGCCUGCCGGGACACUCUGGCCUCCUACUUGGCCCGCUGCGGGCAGCUGUUCAACGGGCGCCGCUGCACUGCGGCGUGCCGCGCGGCCAUCGGGGCGCUGCUGGCCACGGCCGGGGGCCCCCUGCUGGAGCGCUGCGUGUGCGACGGCGCCGAGCGGCCCUUCUGCCAGGUGCUCAAGGACAACAUGGGCCGCCUGUGCUUCGGGCCCGCGGCCGCCGCCGCCGCGGCCGAGGCCGAGGACGACGACUACGAGGACGAGGAGGAGGCGUCCCCGCGGCCGCCGCCGCCCCCUCCCCACGGUCCCCGCGGGACUCUGUGGGGCCGCUCCCGGGCCGAAGCGCUGCGGCCGGGGCUGGGCCAGGAGGGGGGGCUCCCAGGAGGCGCCCUGGCCCUGGGCCUCCUGGGGCUGGCGCUCUGGCUUCUCUGCGGCCUCUAA